AUGACAAUCAGUGAUCACAUCGACAACGACAAACAACAACUACCGGAAUAUAAGCCACAAGAGCACACCACCAGCCGCAUCAACACCCCGCACCGGUUCUGCAGGCAGCAUAGCAUGGCCGUCCAAUCAGCAAUAGGCGCAGGCCUACGUCGACGUCGUCCCGUUGUUCUUAUAGGCGCUGUACUGGCGCUGCUUACAGUCUACAUUCUAUACGCACGCUCAUAUGGCACUGCCAUGGGACGACCUCUACCACCAGGAGUCGCCGGAGAAAUGUCUAGUGCACCAGGACGAGCACCGGCGCCACCAGUAGCGGUAUCGCCGACACCGGCCCAGGAUGAUCAGAAAUCAGGCAAUAGUGACGCAAAGCCGGCAGAGGAGCCGGCCAGCAACCCACCCGUUCAGGAACCCGAAAAGCCAGAAGGCGGUGAUAAGCCCGCAGAGGAAAAGCCAGCAGAGGAACCAGCUGGCAAACCCUUGGUUGAGGAGGAAGUAAAGCAGAAGCCUCUCGCGGAAAUGUCGUAUGGCACGGCGGUGCGCCCGCCCUUCAAAGCCAUGCCGAAGUUCAUUUCGGAAUUGCCGGAGGAUCUGGUGCCGCAAAUCCCGAAGGACGGCCAGGGCAGCGAUGGUGGUAGCCACCCACGCGCCAAGAGGUUGGUGAUCGUUGGAGAUGUCCACGGCCAAAAGGCGGAGCUGGAGGCACUGAUCAAGAAGGUCAACUUCGACCGCGCACAAGGUGAUCACCUCGUAUUAGUGGGCGACAUGGUCAACAAAGGUCCGGACAGCGCCGGCGUCAUUGACCUCGCGAUGCAGCUGGGCGCAAGUGCUGUGCGCGGAAACAAUGAGGACCGGGUGAUCCUUGCCCACCGUUCCAUGAAGAACAAGGUCGUCCCAGGCACUACCGGCGACGAUGGCCCCGGUGCUUUUGGCGUCUCUGCCGAGCCAGAAUUGCACGAAGAAGUCGACAAGGACGCACCCCUCAGCUUCGCCCUACCCGAACCGGCCACUGACACGCUGGAGCAGAACCCCUUCUCCCAUGGCGACCAGAGCGACCGCAGCACCGUCUACUCCCUGACGCCGUCGCAGCUCAACUGGCUCUCGAAUCUUCCCGUGAUCCUGCGCAUCGGGACAAUCCGCGAAUCGCCCUUUACCAACCUUGUCGCCGUCCACGCCGGCUUGGUACCGGGUGUGGAGCUAAAGAUGCAGGACCCGUGGGCCGUCAUGAACAUGCGUACAUUUGUCUACCCGGGUCGCGAAGCUCGUCGCCAGCGCGUUAAGAACGAGCUUCGUGACGCUGAGAGAAAGCGUACGGGCAACAAAGAUGCGCCCGGCCCGUCAGACGAGCAGGUGGACGCUGAGCUGGCCAACAGACUCCGCAACGGGAAGGAGCAACCCGAUUAUCACGACGAGAUCGUGCUUCCAAUUGAGGGCCGUGAGGGAGAGCAGUGGUCUGAUGUCUGGACCAAGUACCAGAACGAGAAAGUGGAAGACGAGAAGGAGCGCAUGACUGUGGUGUAUGGUCACGACGCGAAGCGUGGGCUUAGUUUGCCCGGAAAGGAUGCUAAACCUGGGAGCACGUUUGGACUCGACAGCGGCUGUGUGUACGGCCGAGAGCUGACGGCGUUGAUUAUCGAGGCGUCCGAGAAGGGCGUUAUGUACGAAACAGUGAGUGUUGAGUGUCAGAAGAGCGCCGAAAAGAAGAGAAGCCGUAGCCGCAGUCCCCAAGACAAGGGACGAAGGUGA
Pyricularia pennisetigena is the source of this 1740-nucleotide messenger RNA. RefSeq lists its product as uncharacterized. The record is from RefSeq and is a predicted model, not a curated record. Gene Ontology annotation, molecular function: endopolyphosphatase activity; phosphatase activity. Lineage: Eukaryota; Fungi; Ascomycota; Sordariomycetes; Magnaporthales; Pyriculariaceae. Gene Ontology annotation, cellular component: cytoplasm. Gene Ontology annotation, biological process: polyphosphate catabolic process. The coding region runs from base 1 to 1740 and encodes 579 amino acids. The transcript has a single exon.